Hyposmocoma kahamanoa is the source of this 369-nucleotide messenger RNA. RefSeq lists its product as uncharacterized. The transcript has a single exon. NCBI's taxonomy places the organism in Eukaryota, Metazoa, Arthropoda, Insecta, Lepidoptera, Cosmopterigidae. The record is from RefSeq and is a predicted model, not a curated record. Bases 1 to 369 code for a protein of 122 amino acids.
AUGAGAUCGUUGGUGGUGUUGCUCGCUAUGGUCGCCGUGGCGGUUGGCGCUCCUCACGUGGAGAAGAGAUCUAUCGCCGUACCGCUGACUUACGCAGCUGUGCCGACGGCAGUGUCACAUCAGUCCCGAGUGGAUAUACAUAGCUCCCCGGCCGUGGUAGCGGCUGCCCCUGUCUCAUACGUUGCCGAACCCGUUGUAGCUCGUGCGGUUUAUGCCGCUCCUGUCUCUACCGUAUACGUUGGCGGUGCGGCAGUGUCUCACCAAUCUCGUGUGGACAUACGCUCCUCUCCUGCAUACUCUCAGCAAGUGGUGGCUCCAGCAGUAGUCGAGGCCCGUUCCGUCUACGCUCCUUCCAUCUACGCUUGGUAA